AUGCCCGUUGCAGCGUUACGAGAGCGCCCGAGGCAACGUGUCCCGGUUCAUCAACGCAUCAAGUCCAUCCGAAAUCGUGUUUACAAGCGGAGCCACGGAAUCUAUAAACCUAGUCGCAGGCAGCUGGUGGUUGGUGGAGACGCUGCAUGUGCCACAUUUCGUUGCAGUCGCGAUAACGUAGGACCCGGCGACGUGAUACUGUUGCCAUUGUCCGAGCACAACAGCAACAUCAUUCCAUGGCAGUUACAUGCUGAGGAUAGCGGUUGCCGCGUCAAUUUUGUCAAGCUUACGGAAGACGGUUCAGUCGACUUGGACGACUACACUCGCUUGCUAGAUCAAGGCAACGUAAAGCUAGUGUCAUUGGCCCAUGCGUCAAACGUGAUCGGUCGUGUGCAAGACCUCUCCACAAUCGUCAAGUUGGCCCAUGCACACGGGGCGAAGGUGCUGGUUGACGCCUGCCAGACACUCGGCCACAUUCCGAUAGACGUAUCAUCGAUAGGAUGCGACUUCUUAGUGGGUUCUGCCCACAAGAUGUACGGGCCCACCGGAGUGGGAUUCCUUUAUGCCAAACGUUCGAUCCUAGAUUCCAUGCGGCCUUUUAAGGGCGGCGGUGGCAUGGUGAAGAACGUAACUACUACUUGGUUUGAACUCGAGGACAUACCGCACCGGUUCGAGUCGGGGACACCCCAGCUGGCGCAGGUGAUUGGUUUCUCCGCCGCAAUAGACUUCGUGCGCGGCAUUGGGUUGUCAAAGAUUGCCGAACACGAACGCGAACUGCUGAGCUACCUGCGUGACCAGCUAUGCAAAGUCGCUACUGUCUACAGCCCGCCUCUGGAUCCAAAUUCGGAUGAACACUGCCCGAUCGUAUCAUUCAACGUAGAAGGAGUGAGCGCUUUCGACGUAGCUGCAUUGCUGGCAACACACAAUAUCGCUGUAAGGGCUGGGCAGCAUUGCGCUCACAUCCUGCACCGUGAUUACCUCAAGGUUGAACACAGCCUGCGGGCAUCAUUGGCUCUUUACAACAGCCGUGCGGAGAUUGACGAGUUCGUCCGAACUGGCGGCGACUCUAUCCUGCGGGUUAACCCGCGCCUGGUUCCGAGCAAGCAGCUGGGAAAGACCUUGCUGCGCAUUGGCACGCUGGGCAUGGAUCGCGCCAAGUUGGAACGCAUACUGCUCACUUGCGCGACCCAGAUGGGACAAGCGUUGGACGACGUCAACUUGACCACGUGUCUGUCCUUGAUGGUGAGACUGCAGAUAUCUAAUCCGCAGUGCCUGGAGAGCCUAGUGCCGUACUGCUACCGCAUCUCCGAUCUGGAGCGUGCCAUAGCUUGUUGUCAUCUGAUCGGCAUGGUGCCAGGCAGUCGUGACUCGCCUAGCGCUCGGGUGUUCGUCGUACACGUCUCGCAGCGUGUCCCUCUGGAAGGCCACUCGCUGCUAUUGCGCGACUUGGGGCGCCUAUGCGAGUCUUUGCGUGUUCUGGACCUAUACUGUGAGGAUUUGGGCGAAUUCCUUGCCUCCGUGAUUGAAGAUGAGCUAGUUCAUUCCAAGUCCAGCGACGACAUGGUUUUCAUUACGUCUGUCCUUGGUUACUUGGGUCGAAUGGGCAUAGGCAGCGUGUCCCUGUGGCGGUUGUUCAGCCGUUAUACAGCUGCGGAGGGUUUGCACAGCAACCCGAGGGUAUUGCUGAAGGCACUGGAGUCCUUUUGCGACCGCCGCAUCAAGCAGCCAUCGCUGCUAAACCAAGCUGGAGACGCACUGGCAUAUGCGCUGGACUCGCUACGCCCCUCUGAAGUCGCCCGUGUUGCGGAUGUUUAUUCGAGACUCGGAUUUUACCACAAAAGGCUAGCGGAGGCGCUUAUUCUUGGGGCGGAGCGCGUGAUUCCGUUCCUGGAUGCCAGCGAUUCGGUGAAGUUGUUGAGAACCUUCUUACAGGCGUACUCGCAGCCAGGCACAUAUGCCGCGAUCACCCAGGACCCUGCCCUAUCGCAUCGCCACCGCAGGGCCCUGUACCUGACGUUCAAUCGGUGUACCACAGGGUUGAACAAUGUGAGCAAGGUGGACCUCCUGGUAAUCACCAGCGCAAUGCAACUGUUGCCAAUCACUCCGCCAGCGUCGUUGCAGAAUUCUAUUCGACGACUGCUGGUCCGUGCGACUGGUUCCUAUGUGGAACCUUGCGCAGCGCUUGCCACCUUUGCGAAAGCCGGAAUCCAGCAAUCGCUGCCAUCGGAGGCGUCGUUGGAGCAUGCCGCAACUCCGGACUCGAAUCCACGUCACGUGCGGUACAAUUCCAAGCAGCUGGCUGUCAUGGCUCUUGCCGCCGCGCGCCGGCGCCGAUUGCAGCUAAACAGCUCCGAUGCAGUGUUAAUUUCGCGUAUGAUCGAGCCGGAGGCACCAAGUCACAUCUGA
This is a messenger RNA of Babesia ovata, 2406 nucleotides long. RefSeq names its product cysteine desulfurase. The transcript is spliced from 10 exons. The record is from RefSeq and is a predicted model, not a curated record. NCBI's taxonomy places the organism in Eukaryota, Apicomplexa, Aconoidasida, Piroplasmida, Babesiidae. The coding region runs from base 1 to 2406 and encodes 801 amino acids.